Messenger RNA from Sorex fumeus (smoky shrew), 693 nucleotides. RefSeq names its product CXXC motif containing zinc binding protein (gene CZIB). The record is from RefSeq and is a predicted model, not a curated record. Gene Ontology annotation, molecular function: zinc ion binding. The coding region runs from base 65 to 547 and encodes 160 amino acids. Lineage: Eukaryota; Metazoa; Chordata; Mammalia; Eulipotyphla; Soricidae. The transcript has 8 exons.
CCCUCCGGGUUUACGACGGGCAGGAAAGCAGCGCGGUGGCGGCGCCGGGCGGAGCCGGGCCAGCAUGGGGAAAAUCGCGCUGCAGCUCAAAGCCACGCUGGAGAACGUGACCAACCUCCGGCCGGUGGGCGAGGACUUCCGGUGGUUCCUGAAGAUGAAAUGUGGCAACUGCGGCGAGGUCUCAGACAAGUGGCAGUACCUUAGGCUGAUGGACAGUGUGGCCCUGAAGGGAGGCCGAGGCAGCGCCUCCAUGGUCCAGAAGUGCAAGCUGUGUGCCAGGGAGAACUCCAUAGAGAUUCUGAGCAGCACCAUCAAACCAUACAAUGCUGAAGACAAUGAGAAGUUUAAGACGAUCGUGGAGUUUGAGUGCCGGGGCCUGGAGCCAGUGGAUUUCCAGCCCCAGGCUGGCUUUGCUGCCGAGGGCGUGGAAUCCGGGACGGCCUUCAGUGACAUUAAUCUGCAGGAGAAGGACUGGACUGAUUAUGACGAAAAGGCUCAGGAGUCGGUGGGAAUCUACGAGGUCACCCACCAGUUCGUGAAAUGCUGACCUCCAUUUCCUGCACCCUUGCCUGUCAGAACUGAGAAAAGCACCCGAGGCUGGACCACUCCUCCCUCUGCCCCUGGCAGCCUUGCGCACCCUCGGGGCCUGCAUGCUGGACUGGUUCCCACAAUAAAGCUUGUGGUUGUGCUGCC